AUGGCGUCGCUGACAACUGAAUUACUGAAUGGCCUUCGCUCAAGUAUAGAGUUUUUAAUGAACCGUAUAGAUGGAAUAACAUCAGAGGAUGAAGAUGGCAGAGACUAUAUUAGCCUUCACUUGGAAAGAAUUAUUUAUUUACUUAAUGCAGCGGAGGUAUCUUUCAAUAUUCCAUCCCAACUUGUGACAUUACUUAAUAAUGCUCAAGAACUACUUUUAAACAACAAACCUGAGGAAAUUCAAGGAAAGUUAUUUAAAAAGACAUAUUGUCGUGGGCGCCCGGAGGUUAUCAUACCAAAAGAACAGCUAGAACUUUAUAUUGAGUAUAACUUCACCAAUGUUCAAAUUUCGAAAUUUUUUUCUGUAUCACCAAAGACUGUUCAAAGGCAAAUUGACAAAUUCCAGUUAAAGAGAAAUAGCUAUAGUUGUAUGAGUGAUUCAGAUUUGGAUCAACUGAUGUAAGUGAAACAUGAAACGUUUAGGGCAUACAAAGCCAGGGAUACAGGGACUCCUAACAACCCCCUGCCCCCCACGAACAGCCCUGGGCCCCAGCCAAAUUGGGAGCCCCAAAUAAAAUGUAAAGUUAUGACUGUCAACUAGUCAACCUCGUACCCAGGCUUUUACCUUUGCACGCCCUCAAAAUGCAGGAUUUCUCCGUUUCUGGGACCUCAGAGAGAAUACCCCAAACAUUUUCUUAGGAAGAAUAGCCUAAACAUUUUUGCAGGUAGAAAAACGUAAUAUAACUUGGAAAUCUUUGGGCCAGCACAAGCAUUUUGCAAGAAGGUAGAAAUUCUGUUGACGAAUUUACUAAUUAUGCUGACAGGGCCCCUGUUACUCCUUAGCGUGGUAGUAUUAUGUGAUUCACCCAAUCUUAAAUGUUUAUAUGUUUAAGGAUUUUAUAAAAAAAACUAAAUGCCUACAGUCAAAAUGGGUUGUUCCAGAAACGAUUCACACUCCCCCCAUGGAGGAAAUUUCUGCUAUCGGGAGGGGGAAGGGAGACAAAAUUGUUUCUGAUAAUUGUAAAUGUAUUAGGACAUCCGAAGGGGGUAGGGGGGUUAACUUCCAAUUUCCUCCGUGGGGUGGUAUGGAUGUUUUCUGGAAUGACCCAAUACAAGAACUUUCCUGCUUCUGCGGUCGGUUAUGAUUUAAUCUAAUUUGUUCUGCAAAGGAUGCAUUUUUCAUUAAAUUAGGUGCAUAAAAGGAGCAAAGUUUUAAUUUCAUUGCAAUAUAUUCAUAUUAGUAACUGCUAUACAGAAAAAUGGGACAAAUUACAUUACAGUAAUAACCAAGAAACUAUUGAAGUGAGAGUGGGAAGGUUCUUGUAUUUUGACUACAAAUCUCUAAUCAAAUUAGUUAUUACUCAUAGUAUGUAUUUAUAUAUAAGGUUUUUUUGUAAGGUAUAAGUUAGGACUUUAAUUACUUUCACCUUUGAUUUAUUUAGUGCAAGAAUUGUGAGUGAAUUUCCCAACUGUGGUUAUCGACAGAUGCGCGGACACCUAAGAGUUAGAGGCUUUAAUAUUCAGUGGAAUAGGAUCAGGGAUAGUAUGAGAAUAGUAGAUCCGCAAGGCAUAUUAAUGGGUGCCUUACGGUUGACAACAGUUAACCGAAGAACAUAUUUUGUUCAGGCACCAUUAUCCAUGUGUCAUAUUGACGGCAAUCACAAAUUAAUAAGGUAA
Messenger RNA from Paramuricea clavata, 1676 nucleotides. The record is from the annotation of a GenBank genome assembly. Lineage: Eukaryota; Metazoa; Cnidaria; Anthozoa; Malacalcyonacea; Plexauridae.